Oncorhynchus masou masou (cherry salmon) is the source of this 3489-nucleotide messenger RNA. RefSeq lists its product as uncharacterized. Gene Ontology annotation, biological process: regulation of transcription by RNA polymerase II. Lineage: Eukaryota; Metazoa; Chordata; Actinopteri; Salmoniformes; Salmonidae. Gene Ontology annotation, molecular function: DNA-binding transcription repressor activity, RNA polymerase II-specific; RNA polymerase II cis-regulatory region sequence-specific DNA binding. Gene Ontology annotation, cellular component: nucleoplasm. The record is from RefSeq and is a predicted model, not a curated record. Bases 198 to 2189 code for a protein of 663 amino acids. The transcript has 7 exons.
CGGAAGUGAGCAGUUACCAAAAACAUUUAUCACCAUAGCGUUGUUAGCAUUGUUAUUUAGACGUUUAUUAACACCUUUGAACUCAAAAUAUGCUUAACUGCACAGCAUUACAUACUUACCUCGGGUAGUGUUUAUUUCGCGUUGGAGACAGGACUUUGUUGCUAGAUGUUCUAGGUAAGGCUAGCUAGCUGCUAACAAUGGCUAACUGUAUUGUUUUUCAUACUCAAAUAGCCUCCGUCUUGGAGGUGCUAGCGAAUGCAGCCGUGGCAGAGAUCUGUAAACUCGUAGAUGACGACUAUGCAGUAUUUCGUUUGGAAAUAACCCAAAGCCAGAAAGAAAACAGGACAUUGCGGAGGAAACUACAGCUGCUGGAACUGAAGGUGGCACGGGAGCGCGCAGAGAGGACCAUUCGUCCGAGUAGUGUCAAGAUCCUCGACCGAUACAGAGGAAUGGCAAGAGGUGAAGGACAUCUCACUGGAGGCCACAGGAGGGUUGUGAAGGCUGCUGGACACAAUACAUGGAGAGAUGACCAACCAACCACUGUUGAUGACGAGAGUGCAACCUCAACCCAGCACGUUAUCGUGAUAGAGUCUGAAGAUGCAGAAGUUGCAGGUCCUGGAGGAUCGUCUCUGGUCAAGCAGGAGAGGACUGAAGGAGAGGAUCCACAACACAGCAGAGACAUCCAGGCUGGAGCAGCGGCACCUCCUGAAUACACGGAGGACCUCACCGCCAAACCCCAGCCCAGGGCCCGACACAGCAUUGCGGAGGAGGAGGGUCCGAAGGUGCUGCUGGGGAAGGAGGAGGGGUGUGAGGAGGGUCUGGGGAACCCUGAGUGGACCAUGGUCAUGGAGGACAAGCAGAAUACACCUCCUCCUGAACCGGCAGAGGAACCAGCUGAGCAGCACAGGACCACACACAGUCUCACUGAGUCAGUAGACAUGGAGGAAGGGAAGCCUGAUCUGCUGCUGGUCAAAGAGGAGACAAUAGAAGACGGACCAGAGAGCAUUGACCUCCUGAGUGGACUAAAGAUGGGGGAGCAAGGUGGUUGGCUGGAGUGUAACAGAGGAGACUGGGCGGCCAUCUUGGAUUCCCAGACCCAGAUGGGUGCAGCUAUGGGCCCAGGCGAUAACGUCACCGAGCAGGGCUUGACCAGAGGUGACAUAGUGGAGUCUGCAGUCCAUGAGGACCUGCUGAUAUCCAGUGUUGAUGGCGGGAGAGACUGGACCUGUGAAAGGGCUGGUCACAAACCCUGGACCCGGAUCUGGACCCUGGAUCAGGAGCCUUCACUCUUCCAUCCCAAGUCGGAACCAGGACCCAACCACGAGGGACAGAGACUCCUCCACACCACAGAACACAACCAGUGGACAGGUGGACUGAACAACCUCAGUCCUGGUGGUCAUCAGAUAGACAGAGGCUCCAGUCAGGGAUCCAGUCUGCAGCCCAGGCCCUUCUCUUUACAGUCUCAUUGCAGGGAUGAAGCAGGGCCUGGGGUUGAUAGAGACAGACCCUCCUGUUCCUAUGAUACAAACACCACAGUAUCCAUAAAGAACAGAGCAGGUCACCCUGGGCUUCAGCCUUUACUGAGAGUAGUGGGAGACCCCCCUGGUGGGAGUCUAACAGGAAGUCUGUCUUCUCCUUCAGGGUCUCAUCUAAUACCUGGUGAAUGGGUCCAUAGAAGGCCUGGGUCAAGCCUUCCUCAGGUACCUCAUGGUUACCCCACCAAUACAGACAGGGUCAGGAUGGGCGUUCACCACAAGAUGUACUUAACCUAUAACACAGGGCACCAUCCAAACAACACCCAAACAAUGGCUAGAGGUCAAGGAGGGUGCUCAAAUAUUAACCACCUGAGGGUGGUGGCUCCCGCUUCUACCUCCUCUGGUGUCAUUGGGUCACAGCGUGGGAGGCAGAGCAUUAAGACAGACGCCGACAAGCCGUAUGCCUGCCCCACGUGUGGGAAGUGCUUCUCUGAGGCAAACUAUGUGAAGGAGCACCAGACCGUUCACACCAAGGAGAGACCUUUCAAGUGUAAACUAUGUUACAAGAGCUUCUCCUUCCGGAGUAACCUUAUCAGACAUAGGAGUGUUCACAAUGGGAAGAAACCUUUCAGCUGUACCCAGUGUCAUAUGCGCUUCUCCCACUCGUCCAACCUGAAGAGGCACCAGAGAGUCCACACAGGGGAGAAACCCUAAAGCUGCCCCCAGUGUGAGAACAGAUUCUCCCACCAAAACCAGCUGAAGAUGCACCUGAAGGACCACACUGGAGAAAGGCUGUUUGCCAGAAAAACAAUUCCACUCUAUAACAUAGAAAGUAACCAUUCCCCUCGAUAGCUUCUGAAGUUUAGACCAAACCCUGCAUUAAAGACAAAGAUUAAUUUUCAUCGUCAGCAGAAAAUAUUAUUCCUGGGUAAACUACUGCAUCCAGACAUUGUGUGAUAUAUAAGCUGAAAAAUACUAUUACGUAUUGAUUUUUGUACUGUGUAGGCUAUAUGAAUUUCACAAAUGCCUAUUUUAUCAAGUUCAUGCAGAUUUUCUUUUGAGACAUUACACUAACAUUUUUGUCAAUUACAAGACUUAAAAUUAGUGCAUUCAUCUUAAGAAAGCUGGGUAAGACAACCACAACACAGUUAUAGGAAGUACAUUUUUCCUCAAAGUACUUUGUGCCUUCAGAAAGUAUUCACACCCCUGGACUUUUUCCACAUUUUGUUCUGUUACAGCCUACAUUUUAAAAAUGUAUUCAAAUUGAUUCAUUGUCAAAGUGGAAAUGUGUUUUUCACAAUUGUCUUUUAAGUCAAUGAGUAUUCAUGCCAUCUAUUAUGGCAAGUCUAAGUACUGUAAGUUCAGGAGUUAAACUGUAUUUAACAAAUCACAAGUUUUAUGGACUCAUUCUGUGUUCAAUAAUAGUGAUUAGCAUGAUUUUUCAAUGACUACCUCAUCUCUGUACCCCACACAUAUAAUUACUUGUAAGGUCCUUCAGUUGAGCUGUGAAUUUCAAACACAGAUUCACACACAAACACCAGGGAGAUGUUCCAAUGCCUCACAAUGAAGGGCACCUGUUGGUAGAUGGAUUUUUAAAAAGCAGCCAUUGAAUAUCCAUUUGUGCAUGGUGAAUUUAUUAAUUACAUUUUGGAUGGUUUAUCAGUACACCCAGUCACUACAAAGAUACAGGCGUCCUUCCUAACUCAGUUGCCGGAGAAGAAGGAAACCGCUCAGGGAUGAGGCCAAUGGUAACAUGAAAACAGUUAAAGUUAAAGUGUAAUGUUAAAGUGUAAUGUUAAAGUGUAAUGGUUGUGAUAGGAGAACUGAAGAUGGAUCAACACCACUGUAGUUACUCCACAAUACCAACCUAAUUAACAAAGUGAAAGAAGGAAGCCUGUACAGAAUAAAACUAUUCCGAAACAUGCAUCCUGUUUGCAAAUGUGGCAAAGCAAUUCACAUGUUGUGUUGGGGGCAAAUCCAAUAAAACACCUUACUGAGUACCACUCUCCAUAUU